This is a messenger RNA of Acanthaster planci (crown-of-thorns starfish), 1068 nucleotides long. RefSeq names its product methenyltetrahydrofolate synthase domain-containing protein-like. NCBI's taxonomy places the organism in Eukaryota, Metazoa, Echinodermata, Asteroidea, Valvatida, Acanthasteridae. The record is from RefSeq and is a predicted model, not a curated record. Gene Ontology annotation, cellular component: cytoplasm.
UCUGCGAUAAUUAUAAAGCACGACAUGCGCCGGGUACUGGUUUAAAAUCAACAUGUCAGCGCUCAUCAGUGCUGGGUGGUAUUUGCACAGAUGUUCCAAUUUUAGCCUGUCUUUGAUGUUUAUAAAGAUGUAAUCCAAAUGGAUAUUACGAAAGCAUCGAUCAGACAGAAAGUUUGGAACUUUCUCGAGGAAAAGAACAUUGCUUGUUUUCCAAGACCUGUCCACCAUCGGAUCCCAAAUUUCAAGGGAGCUGCAGCAGCCAAUGAAAGGCUCAAGGACCUUGAAGCUUUUCAGGGAGCGAGAACCGUCAAGGUGAACCCUGACAAGCCCCAGGAGCACGCCAGGUUUCUCACCCUUGAGGCUCGCAAAACAUUGCUUGUGCCAACUCCGCGCCUCCGCACUGGUUUAUUCAACCGAAUCGUACCACCAUCCAACCCGAGCAAAGAUGACUUAAGAAAGUGUUCCACGUCACGGGGUGUCAGAGAGUUCAGCUUGCCGAUUGGCCUGGACAGUCACAUGACAGUGGAUAUUAUCAUCAUUGGAUCGGUAGCCGUCAGCAGAAAAGGUUAUCGGAUCGGCAAAGGGGAAGGUUACGCCGACAUGGAGUUCGCCAUGAUGUCCACCAUGGGUGCCGUGGAUCAGCAUACGACCGUCGUGACAACUGUCCACGACUGUCAGGUGAUGGACGACAUACCAGACCACCUGAUUGGGUCACAUGACCUCACUGUGGACUAUAUCCUCACGCCCACGCAGACAAUUCGUUGCGACCGCGACAGACCCAAACCGUCGGGCAUCGUGUGGUCCAAACUCGACUCGGAGAAGUUUGCUCAGAUUCCGAUUCUGAAAACGCUACGGGACAGGGAACAGAAAGCUGGGAAGGAUGUCAGACUCAAGGACGAGGUUGUUGCUGGUGCUGGAAACCAUGGCAACUAGAUAACUGGCAUAAAGAGCACCGGAGAUGGACAAGGCACUGCGAUGCAUGUAACUAAAUUAACUUUUGGAUUUUUUGCCCUGCUCGACGUGUAUUAGAACACUGUAUACUCAGUGUUUGCCCCGAAGGCUUGUGAA